CAAACGGACCCCGAAGUCCAAGCCGUUGACCUAGUUGGAUCUUGGGACAAUUUUUCGUCCCACUACCCGAUGGAGCGUGAUUAUCGCCGUGGCCCCGGUCAAUGGAAAGGCUGUCAUCUUUUUCGGGACAUCAUCUGCAACGGUGACCUGAACAAGACACGACAUGGGGCCCUGCAGAUGGGUCACACCUACUACUACUACUACGAAGUGGAUGGGUCCACUGAAACAUAUGAUCAGAGUAUGCCGUCAACUACAACUUGCCCAUAUAUGCCUGGACAGACCGUCAACACAUUGACCGUUCCAACGCAACAAACUUUACGCCAGAGGAGCGUAUCACUCAGCUCAAUGAGAAUCACCGACUAUACCACGAUGGAUCCGACCGCGAAGUUCCUCCCCCCUCAGCCAAUGAUGCUCCCGUCAAUGGCUGAAGGUGUCGAGGCUCGCAAGCGAACUGCACCGGCCCUGUUCCGCCACACAGCACCUCGAUCACGUUCGCCUUCGCCAGCCUGGAAGCGAUUCUUUCACCACAAGUCAAAAGACGAUGACCGUGGCCGCUCUCUGGAUCGCGACGAGGACAGCUUGAGACCAUCCACCGCCUGCGAUGAUAAUCGCAGCGCCGCCUCUUCAAGUAGAAGCCGGAAUCGUUCGAUAUCCCCAGAGUCGCUACGACGUUUCUUGACCGAAGACCCUCCAUCCAGACCUGGAUCGAACCGCAGCGAGCGUCCGACGCUUAUUAUCCCCGAGGAUAUUGCAGAGGAGAAUGAGGACGAUGAUAACUUCGCAACAUCCGCAAUCUCGGAGUACCCUCCCUUUGCCAUGGGUUUGUCACCGCCUCCAGCACAGCGCCCGACGACUCCUCGCGAGUCAGCACCUUUGACAUCCAAGAACCUCAGCUCCCUCACACUGGCCACAUUGUGUCCUCCCAGCCGGGGUCAAGAUACUAGGGAGAAGGGCACUGCUGUAUGCACUGGUGAAAAUGAGAUGCCCUCGCUUGAGAUCCCAACUCAGGCGCCCAGCACCGAUUUGACUUCUGCUGCUUCCAGUGUCAUGGCCUCCCCGCUCUCGGCUUUGACACCUGAUGAGGAGAUGCUCACCUUCUACGACGACUCAAACGACGAGGAUGAGGAAGUCCCAGCUUCUGGGCUGUCCGUUCGCCGCAAAGCUGUUCCCCUUCGAUCGCGUUUCACUGGCUACAGCCUGCCUCAGCAGGGUGAUAACCGAAAGAAGUUUGAACUCCAGGCAACUGGUGCGCGCCUCAACCCUCCAAGCCUCAUGGCCGAGCCAUUGAGCCCUGCUGAUACUCUUUCGAAGGUUCUUCUCUCUCCAGUCGACACCGGCCUGGAUGAUUUUCUGAAUGAGUUGGGUCUUAUUGUCGAUGCAGUAGGCACCAAAGACAACUGA
Molecule: messenger RNA, 1401 nt
Organism: Clonostachys rhizophaga
Lineage: Eukaryota; Fungi; Ascomycota; Sordariomycetes; Hypocreales; Bionectriaceae
Source: the annotation of a GenBank genome assembly